Molecule: messenger RNA, 324 nt
Organism: Penicillium antarcticum
Lineage: Eukaryota; Fungi; Ascomycota; Eurotiomycetes; Eurotiales; Aspergillaceae
Exons: 2
Coding region: 1-324 (107 amino acids)
Source: RefSeq, a predicted model, not a curated record
AUGGAGGAUACCAUCCAGUCCACCUCGGAGAUACAGUUGAAAAUACCGUUACAAGAUACAUCACAACUUAGGAGAUGGCGGCUUUUCCACGGUAUGGCUUGCGAAAGACAGAGAGUCAGGCUUUCCUCAGACUAUGUUGUUCAGCUGCUUGAUGCCUUCUCUCACAAAGGCCCUAACGGGGUCCACCAAUGUCUUGUAUUGGAAUUACUUUGUCCUUCAAUUGAUAAGGUCCUCUCGGACUACUAUGAGAGCCACGACAAGCUCCACCCGGAAACCGUUCUCCGGAUUCCUAUGCAGCUUUUGAAAGCUAUCAAAUCUAUUUAG